ACAAUAUAAUUCAUUCUAAUCUCUAUCAUCUCCGUAACUCUAAUGGUAUCUAUAACUGUAACCAAUAUUUAAUUUUCUGAUAUUUUUUUCCAAUUUCAGAAAACAACAUAAUUUAUUUUUGACCAUUCCCAUAAACAGAUAUAUAUACACACGGGGUUCUCUAAUGGCUUAUUCGAAACUACUCCAUCAUCGCCAUCAUGUCACCCAUUCUCACCCUUCUCUUCUCCCUCUUCCUCUUCGCCUCUCCAUCUUCCUCCUCCCGUCAACACCAAACUCCUCCGCUCACUCCCUCCGCACAGAUCCGUCUUGCAUGCAACGCCACUCGCUACCCAGACCUCUGCGUCUCUUCUCUAUCCAAACCGGGUCGAGUCCCUCCGAGUCCUAACCCAUCACAGAUCAUCCACUCAGCGAUCUCCGUCUCUUUAGAAAACCUCAAAACCGCUCAAACGAAAGUGAAGUCUAUCCUGGACGCGUCCGUAGGCAAUCUAAACCGCACCAACGCCGCGAAAACGUGCCUCCAGCUACUCUCUUACUCCGAACACCGCACCAACUCAACAGAUCAAGCUCUGACACGUGGCAAAAUCAAAGACGCUCGCGCUUGGAUGAGCGCUGCUCUCGUCUACCAGUACGACUCAUGGUCCGCGCUCAAAUACGUCAACGGCACGAAGGAAGUCGCUGAAACGAUGUCGUUUCUCAACGGACUCAUCAAUGUCACCAGUAACGCUCUUAGCAUGAUGGUAUCGUACGAUAACUUCGGAGACAACGUCGCCUCGUGGGCUCCUCCGGCAACGGAAAGAGACGGGUUCUGGGAUAAGACUAGUGGGCCUAAGGUGGGUGCUGGGCCGAGUUUGGGCUUCCCUUCCGGUUUAAAAGAAGACGUUACGGUGUGUAAAAACGGGAUGUGCCGUUACAAGACGGUGCAGGAUGCCGUUAACGCGGCGCCUGAUAACUACGGAGCGCGUAAGUUUGUUAUAAAGAUUAACGAAGGAGUGUAUGAGGAGACAGUUACGGUUCCGUUUGAGAAGAAGAACGUUGUCUUCAUCGGAGACGGUAUGGGCAAAACGGUCAUUACAGGAUCUUUAAACGCCGGUAUGCCUGGUAUCACCACAUACAACACUGCAACUGUCGGAGUGGUAGGAGAUGGAUUCAUGGCACGUGAUAUAACGUUUCAAAACACGGCGGGACCAGACACUCACCAAGCAGUUGCGUUUAGAUCCGACAGCGAUUUUUCUCUGCUCGAGAACUGUGAGUUCCUUGGGAACCAAGACACACUCUAUGCCCAUGGCCUCCGUCAGUUUUACAAAAAAUGCCGUAUCCAAGGAAACGUUGACUUUAUCUUUGGAAACUCAGCGUCCGUCUUCCAAGACUGCGAGAUCCUAAUAGCGCCGCGUCAGCUUAAUCCCGAGAAGGGUGAGAAUAACGCCGUCACUGCCCAAGGAAGAGUUGACCCAGCGCAGUCCACGGGGUUCGUGUUCUUGAACUGUUCGAUAACCGGAACGGAUGAGUACAUGAAGCUGUAUAAGGCCAACCCUAAGGUGCAUAAGAGCUACUUGGGAAGGCCGUGGAAAGAUUACUCAAGGACUGUGUUUAUUGGGUGUAAUUUAGAGGCUUUGAUUAAUUCCGAUGGGUGGUUACCUUGGAGCGGGGAUUUGUCGCUCAAGACGCUUUAUUACGGUGAAUCUAAGAACACGGGUCCGGGAUCUGAUAGGUCAAAAAGGGUUCCAUGGAGCAGUGUGAUUCCAGACGAGCAUGUUGAUAUGUAUUCGGUGGCUAACUUUAUUCAAGCCGAGGAGUGGGCAAUGUCUGGUUGAAUCAAGUCAAGACUAAAAAGCGUUGUUCGUUAGUUGAUAAAGUUUUUAAAACAAAAAUAUCCAAAGUUUUGCAUUCGUAUUACUUUGUAUCAAUUGAAGUUUCAGAUCUUUAUGACUAAUUGAGGUAAAAUAAUAAAAUUACAAACUAUAGAAGAAAGCAGCUUUUUUUGCUUAGCUAUCAAAGUUUA
Messenger RNA from Brassica rapa (field mustard), 1999 nucleotides. RefSeq names its product probable pectinesterase/pectinesterase inhibitor 51. Gene Ontology annotation, biological process: cell wall modification. Gene Ontology annotation, molecular function: pectinesterase activity; enzyme inhibitor activity. Lineage: Eukaryota; Viridiplantae; Streptophyta; Magnoliopsida; Brassicales; Brassicaceae. The record is from RefSeq and is a predicted model, not a curated record.